Messenger RNA from Magallana angulata, 3008 nucleotides. RefSeq lists its product as uncharacterized. The transcript is spliced from 3 exons. NCBI's taxonomy places the organism in Eukaryota, Metazoa, Mollusca, Bivalvia, Ostreida, Ostreidae. Gene Ontology annotation, cellular component: nucleus. Bases 691 to 2091 code for a protein of 466 amino acids. The record is from RefSeq and is a predicted model, not a curated record. Gene Ontology annotation, molecular function: DNA binding.
GUGAGGUUGCCGUUAACGAAUCGUUCCCAUUAACGAAUCACUUUCAUAUAAACAAUUCUGUAAUUUUCUUACCAGGGACCAAUACUUUGCUUAACCUAUCCUGUCAUGCUGAGUUAUUCACGCUUUUGUCAUUUAACAUGAAAUUAUUAAAAAUCAUCUUCUUCAAUGUCGUAAUUUUUAAACAAAAACCAACAAGCUUUUUCAUGACGCAGACUAGAAGCGUGCGUGCAGCAGACUACUUUCACUUUACGGUUGAGUUCUAAUCUGAACGGUACGUUGUAGGUAAGUGAAUUUAGUACAGAUGUUUGAUAAAAUUAUCUGUCUAAGAACACUGACAGUGGCAUACAAUUUCUUAAUCAGAGAAUAAUUCUAUUAGCUAAAGAGGUGUAUGUAGUUAGGUUUCCAAUAACGGAUCACUGAUACAAGAAGAAUCGCUAGAUGCAGGGACCCUGUCAAACUUUAUUUUUUCGCGUGCGGUUAUAUUUGCACAUUUGUUACAAUAGGAUUUAACAAAUAUUUAAAUGCACUUCAUCCCCUUUUGUAGAAAAUUUCUCUAUCCGAUAAUAAUUUAAACUAUACUUUGGUAUUCCUGCAAUAAUAAAUUCAUUAAAAUAUAGGCAAUGCUACUAGCCUAAAAUAAUUUUUUUUCUUACUUUUACUGACAAUAUAUAAUUAUAUGGACUUUCAGAUAUGUCUCCCAAAAAAGUGAAAAAUAAAGGUGGUGGAAACACACCUACCCAGAAAUCUGCAGCCAAAAUAACAAAGAAAUACAGAGGAUGCGGAAAGAGAAUGUCUCCACACAAAAGGCAAAAAGUCAGAAGAGCAUUAUACGAUGUAAGUAAAAACAAUCAGUCAAUUAGGAAAGCAGCAGAGGAGAAUGAGCUCUCUUAUUCAUUUCUAUAUCGACGGUGGAAAGGUGAAGUAGACCCAUAUAAAGUAAAAGGACAACCUCCCGUAUUCACUGAAUCAGAAGAAACAGCCAUGGCAAAGUGGCUUUGUGAAAUGUCACAAAGGGGUAUGGGUUUGAGGAUGUGUGAGUUUUUAGACUUUGUACAGUCAAUUGUUAACAAAGAAAAGCGCCAGGUGCCGUUUAAAAAUGGAAGACCAGGUAAAAAAUGGUUUUAUGCAUUUAUGAAUAGAAAUUCCCACAUUAUCAACCAAAGAGUAGAGACAGCGCUAGAGCUAAAGAGAUCUCAGGUCACAAAAGAAAAAAUGGAUGCAUGGUAUGACAGAUUUAGAAAUUUUUUGCUAAGCAUUGGUCUGAUUGACAAACCAAGCAAAAUAUGGAAUGCUGAUGAAACAGGUUUCAAUAUGGGCAGCAACAAAAGCAAAGUCAUAGGGCCAACUAGACGAGACCUAGGUGUGCCUCACAUUUCCUUUGGGAAACAGCGUCUCACUGUGAUGUUUUGUGGCAGUGCCUCUGGGCAAAUGAUGCCUCCAUUUCUCGUUUACCCAGAACCAAAACCAAGGGGUUAUAAUCCUCUCAAUGGGUCUAUAGAUGCAUGGAACAGAUCUUGCAUAUACAAAGAAAGGGUGGAUGGACAGAAUAAAGCAGCAAAUGAAUGUGCAGAGGUUGAGAAUGAGACAAGUACUAGUAGUCAAGAAGAAUCCGAGGAACAAAAGAAAGCCAAAGGUGCACUUGAGGUUUUUCAGAGCACUCUUUCCACAUCUGUCCGGCAGCGCUAUGCCAAUCAAUUAGAGGAAGCUCUGUUACAGUUAGACACCCAACAGCGUGAACAGUCUACUCCUCAUGAUCAUGAAGACAGUAACAGACGAAUCAGAGAACAUUCAGAUACUGGUGAUGUGCUGAUGUCUCCUGUGUUGAAAGAAAGUUUGGUCUACCCUAAGGCAACUAACAGUUUAACAAGAGCACGACAGUCUAUUUUAGAUGCAUGCCCUGAUCACCUGACCUCCCCAGAAAGUAUCAGAGAGUUCUCCUUAAAGCAAUUAGAGACAGUCAAGUCUUUUGCUGAAAAAGAAAGAAAAGCUAAACUUCGGUACAUGAAAAAAUCAGCAAAAAAAGAGAAGAAAACUGUACAAAAGAAAAGAAAGAGUAAAGUAUGUCACAAAAUUAAGUCAAAGACUUUGUGAAAAAUAACAUGUGACAGUGACAGUGAUGAAACUCUAGGCCUAGAACAGGAUGACACAAAACCACAUUGCCAAGCAUGUCAGGGAACAGAGCAAGAGGAUGAGGAGUUGGGGUUGGAGAGACUUUGGGUUCAAUGCGAUUCCUGUGACAACUGGGUGCACACAGAGUGCUUAUCUUAUGACGUUGACGUGAAAGCAAGCUUUGUGUGUCCGAAAUGCUCCAAAAAUUAACUGGGUGCUUACUGAUGAGUUGUUGUGUAUUUUCAUAAUUUUACUCAUACAUGUAAUUGGAAUCUAGGGGAUUUCUGUACAUUACACUGCUUUCAACAAAAAAGCACUGUAAUGGAUAAAAAUCCAAUGGAUUCUGACAAUGCAUUAUAUUUAGUAUUUAGAACAUGUGAUGUUCUAUAUCUAUAAAUUUCAAACAAUUCAAACUCUGCUAUAACAUCUGAAAUGUUCAAAAAAAAUUAUUACAAUAACACAUUUUACAGUACUCUGUAUUACUUCUUUUUCUACAUUUUUGAAAUAUUUUUUUUUUCGUUUUCAGUCUACAAUGGAUGCUGAAAUCAAGAAUUCAAGCAGUUCAAGUAAAAUAAUUAUCAACAAAUGUGUUGUGAAAGGCUAUCAUGCCUUCAAGAUCCGUCCCCCCUUCACAUCUCCUCCAACCCGUUUACUAGUGGAUAGAGAAUACUCAAACAUUAAAGAUGUAAAUGCAUGCUUGGUCUGGCUCCCACCAUUGAACAAAUUCCCCCCCAUAUGCAUGAUAAUAUUACAGAUGAAAAGCGCCAGCUAAAAUUAAGUGACAUUGCUGGGCUACCCAUCGGACAUGUACCGAGGUGUCUCUCUUCUCAUUUUCGGGACGUUUUGGAUAAUGGGGGGGAAAUAUAUGCUGAAGUGACUGGACAACCAGUGCCAAGUUU